UUCCGUGCAAGAACUUCAAGUGUCCAUUCAAGCGUUCCGGCCUCAGCCAGGCUGCGGGGUUUCUAUGGCGACGGGAUCACUGCCUUUUUUCCCCCUGCCGUGUUCAGUAGCCAGGAAGCAUCGGGAACUGGGGAACCGCAGCCAGCUAAUCUUGUGAAAAUGGAACCCUUGGAAGAUAAAGCAGCUUCAACAACAAAAAAUGAGCAUGAAGAUUUGGGACCUCAGGAGGAACCAGCACUUUUUAAUCCUCUCCUGAGGGCUGCUUUAAGGGGUGAUAUGGAAGAAGUACAACAGAUUUUUGAGAACUCAGAGGAUCCUGAUCAUGAAAAAGCCAAUAAGUUUUUAAUGGAAAAAGAUAUUCUAGGGAGAAACCUACUAUUUACCACUUGUAUGGUUGGUCAGAAUGACAUUAUCCAGUCCCUGGCAAAAUAUGGAGUUGACCUGAAGGAUAAGACAGUCAGAGGUUAUACACUUCUUCAUUGUGCUGCAGCCUGGGGUCAGCUAAACACACUGAAAACUCUGAUAGAGCUGGAAGCUGAUAUUUAUGCAACUACAUUUCGGGAUGAAAACGCUAGAGAAAUUGCAAAUCGAUAUAAGCAAACAGAGUGUGUUGAAUUCUUGGAUUGGGCAGAGGCCAAGCAGAAUUUACGCAAUUUUAUUUUCCAAAUCCAGGCAACAAUCACUGAUCCUGAGAAAGUUCAGGGAAAGCUGAAUAAAGAAGAUAAGACAACCUCCAUCAAGGCCUGUCAGGCCAAGUUGGACUGGCUUGAAAAUACAAAAGAGCCUGCUACACAAGAAUUUAUUGAUCAGAAGCAGCAGUUGGAGGACAUCAUGCUUCCUAUCUUCACAAAAUUGUCUGCACCACGUGGACAAGACUCUGUUGUCAGCAAAAAAAUGUGAAUGAUUUUUGGAAAUCAACUCAUCAAGCAUAUAUGCCUGCAAACUGCUCCUGUAAUCUAGUCCCUGAACACUGGCUUCAAAGCCAGAAUAACGGAGAUGUAUUGUUGUGCCUGUUGUGAAAAUUGACAUGUUAGAUGUGACUAUAUCAGCAUGAAAUUAAACCCACUAUUCUGUAAAAAAAAAAAAUACUGUAAAAAAAAAAACCUACCAAAACAGUUUUAAUGCUUUUAUUAAAAAACCAAAAUAUUUAUUGAUAUCCACAAAUUACUGUCUUAUUGUUUUUGUCUUUUCUCUUACAAUUGAUAAGUAUGCUUAAACUUGUGAAGCCAGCCAUAAUGUGUUCACAUCUGAACUACGAUACAAUUGUAAGGAUGAUAGGAAUUGUAGAACAUUAUAUUUAAAGGAAAUAUAAUCCUGAAUUUUGGAGCCUGCAACCUCAGCAACAGUUCUGUUCUUUUAUUUUUUUUUCACAUUUGUACAUGGGACAAAACAGUGAAAUAAUUCUAUAGGAAUGCCUAUGAAUAUUGGUUUGUCUAUAGAUAAUUCUCUAGCAUUGCAGUAUAUAUAUUAAAUAAUAAUCUUAAAACCAUGGUUUCUGAAAUUACUUGCUUCAAUUAUCCAAAAUUUAACCACAGUUAAAAUUGUAUUUGUAAAGAUUAUGAUGAAUGUAAAAUUAAUGUUGAAGUUUUCAAUCUCUUCAUAAUAGAACUACAGAAGAGCAUCAGGAUGGAGGCUCAAGGCCAAAUGUAAGGAUUAUUAAUCUGUGGUCCUCAAUCUCUUUUUCUGUACAUUUAAAAGCCUUCUCUAAAUGCACUGUCACAACUUGGCAUGAGGUUGUCAAAUUUACUAGUGUAUAUUCUUACCACAUUGAGACAGGAAACAAUAUUCUAAAAUAGCCUUACCUUUUCUUUUCAAAAGAAAAUCUGAAUAUCACUGCCCAACCUACAUACAUGAUUAAUCCUGUCCAUUUCAGCAAUCCCUCAAAACAUUAAAUGCAGACUAUCAAAAUGUUUUCCAAUUCUUAUCCCAUCUUUCUUAUCAUUGUUUUUUCUCCA
This is a messenger RNA of Crotalus tigris (Tiger rattlesnake), 1955 nucleotides long. It is a transcript of the gene ANKRD45, whose product is annotated as ankyrin repeat domain 45. NCBI's taxonomy places the organism in Eukaryota, Metazoa, Chordata, Lepidosauria, Squamata, Viperidae. The record is from RefSeq and is a predicted model, not a curated record. The transcript has 7 exons. Gene Ontology annotation, molecular function: protein binding. Bases 160 to 900 code for a protein of 246 amino acids.